AUGGACAGCUCACACACGAAUCGUGGCGUUCACGAUGCUGUCUUGAACAAAAUGAUGCACACCUUCAGCAGCAGUCCCGAUUCGCUAGCCAACCACGAAAGAAAGCAGUUUGUUAUUAAAGACAAUCAGUCGCCCGUCAUCUGGCGCCCAUUCGACCUGGCAAUGCUGCAACCCAAGAAAGAGAAUGUGAUGCAAGAAAGGGGUAAGACUGGCGUGUAUUCUGAUACAGUGGAAGCGCUGGACGCUGAGUCGUCGCGCCGCCGCGCGCCAAGCGCACGGCAGGACAGACUGCGAAACUUGGGAACACGCUUUUUUAAAAUACGCCGCCCAGAUGCGCCGGAAGACCCGUUGAAUAAUGUACUUACCACCAGUGAACCUGACUUGGAAUGUAACCCUGGUGUGGAGCGCCAGCAAGCGUCGACACCGCUUGGAAUGCGCAUCGCGCGGUCGAGGUCACUAAAAUGUACACCGCCGCGGCGAAAGCCUGUGCCGCUGCUGCAUACGUUGGCAACGCCCGCCAAGCAAACCUCGUUCCCUUUGUCUGCGCCACCACGUCCCCCAAAAAGCGCGCUCCGGCGCCAGGCAAAUCCGACGCUCACAACGAAACACACGCGUAACGCGAGUGAAGACACUGUACUGUCACAGGACGUGCCAUCUUUGGCAUCCGACACGGAGUCCACAGAAAGUGCGGCCUGCGAGCUCGAUAUGCUUCGAUGUGUACGCCCCGAUCCACUUUUCUGCUCCGACGAGCCCAAACCCACCCUUUGGUUCACACCUCCGCCUCUGGUAGCGCUGUAG
Molecule: messenger RNA, 798 nt
Organism: Malassezia vespertilionis
Lineage: Eukaryota; Fungi; Basidiomycota; Malasseziomycetes; Malasseziales; Malasseziaceae
Exons: 1
Coding region: 1-798 (265 amino acids)
Source: RefSeq, a predicted model, not a curated record